AUGGUUAAGAUGGCUUCAACGGAGGAACAGGAUAGGAAAAUAGUGCUCGAAUUCUGCCACCUGCUGGAGAAGUCGAAACAGCUAUUCAACGGACUUCGCGAUCUGCCACAGUAUGGGCACCGGCAGUGGCAGGCGUACUUCGGUCGAACGUUCGACGUUUACACCAAGCUGUGGAAGUUUCAGCAGCAACAUAGACUAGUACUAGAUUCUAAGUAUGGUUUAAAGCGAUGGCAAAUCGGAGAAAUAGCUAGCAAAAUUGGACAACUCUAUUAUCAUUAUUACCUUAGAACGAGUGAAACAAAUUAUCUCAAUGAGGCAUACUCUUUUUAUGCUGCGAUCAGGGGGCGCGCUUACUACUCUAGAGCAAUCAAGGAGGACCGACCGGAUCUCAUGGUUAAGAAACUACGUUACUACGCUAGAUUUAUUGUUGUUUGUUUACUGUUGAAGAAGAUGAAGCUAGUGAGAGAGUUAGUUAUUGAAUUGGAGCGACAAAUACAGGAAUACACCACUACGUACGAGCCAGAAGAUCAGCUAGAGUGGUCACUAGUGCUGGAGGAAAUAAAGGGGUUCAUCAAGGCGGAAUCGGCCGUCGCCGUGCUGCAUGCCGAUACGAACCCGAUCGUACUAUCGCACAGUGGUUCUGGUUCCAGGUUAAGCCCGCUCACCACCCCACCCUGCGAACGGACACCGCACAUGACGCUCAGCCUGCAGGAGAUUUUGAUCGUUGGUUCCGCUUGCGAGCAGGCCAAAUUUUCGGAGCUAACGAUGGACAUGUUUCGGAUGUUACAAACGUUGGAACGUGAACCAACCGAUGCGAUGCAUCCCAUGAUCGGUCAUCCGAUGGCACACGGAGGUCCACACGAUGCUAGUCCAGCCGCGAGUCGUAUGCCACCGUACGGUGUACCGGGUUCCAAAGGAUACGUGGAAAAUGGAGAUCGCCGAGCGAUGCGUGAUAAUCCACACAAGUAUUUGCUGUACAAGCCAUCACUCAGCCAGCUGAUGGUGUUUUUAUCCAGCGGGUUCAAGGAGCUGCCGCCGGGUGGUGCACUGUUGCUGUACAUGUCCGCCGACGGGUGCUUCUCGACUACGAAGCAUCCGCAAGAUUAUGGUUACGAGCUGGGAGGAUUGGCCACGAGUGUAAAACGCGACGCAGUAGACAGUGGACUAUCGGUGCGUGGGAAAUCGAGCGCCGGCUACAAGGAACCGCACUGUCUGUAUCCGGGCGAUCUAUAUCCGUACACGCGGCGGCCUCUCUUCAUCAUAAUCGAUUCGGAUAAUUCAUUCGUGUUCCAGCACAUACCGAGGUACUUCGGUCAGCCGUUAGUUAUACUCAUGUCACCACAGGAUAUUCCUGCCAACUACCAAGAUUUGCAGCAUCACGGUUCGCUGUUUACGUUAUUCCUGCAUUCGCCAAUGACGGCCAUGUGCUACAUCUGCAAUGUCGGCGAUGUGCCGAUACAUCACUGGGAACGAUGUCAAAGUUAUGUGGACCGGUUCGUUACCGAAGCGUCCCGUCUAGUGACGCGUUGCCGGAUGGACGAAAUUGAACAGGGUAUCGGGUACAUAGACUCAUCGUACGUGCAGUUCUUCGGUGAUGAUUUCCUGCGAACGCUCAUUCUACGGUUCGUGUUUUGCGAUGUGGCGUUACGACUGCACCGUGGCUUCCGGGGGCGGCAUCAGCGACCCCGCUGCGAACCACCCCUUCCCGGGCCGGAACUGCUAGAACAUCCGUCACUGGCGCACAUCGUGCUGCAGCUAGCCACCGCGCUCGACGUGAGGGGCCACUUUGUGGAGGGUCCGGAAGGCGAUUGA
Anopheles marshallii is the source of this 1812-nucleotide messenger RNA. Its product is annotated as protein SCAI. Gene Ontology annotation, molecular function: transcription corepressor activity. The record is from RefSeq and is a predicted model, not a curated record. The coding region runs from base 1 to 1812 and encodes 603 amino acids. NCBI's taxonomy places the organism in Eukaryota, Metazoa, Arthropoda, Insecta, Diptera, Culicidae. Gene Ontology annotation, biological process: DNA-templated transcription. Gene Ontology annotation, cellular component: nucleus. The transcript has 10 exons.